Messenger RNA from Tupaia belangeri chinensis (Chinese tree shrew), 1972 nucleotides. RefSeq names its product activation induced cytidine deaminase (gene AICDA). The annotation marks the transcript as partial. Gene Ontology annotation, molecular function: zinc ion binding; cytidine deaminase activity; RNA binding. The transcript has 4 exons. Gene Ontology annotation, biological process: defense response to virus; DNA cytosine deamination; cytidine to uridine editing. The record is from RefSeq and is a predicted model, not a curated record. Gene Ontology annotation, cellular component: nucleus; P-body; cytoplasm. Lineage: Eukaryota; Metazoa; Chordata; Mammalia; Scandentia; Tupaiidae.
AAAAAGAAGUUUAUUUACCACUUCAAAAACGUCCGCUGGGCUAAGGGCCGGCAUGAGACCUACCUGUGCUACGUGGUGAAGCGGCGGGACAGCGCCACGUCCUUUUCGCUGGACUUCGGUCACCUUCGCAACAAGUCGGGUUGCCACGUGGAAUUGCUCUUCCUCCGCUACAUCUCCGACUGGGACCUGGACCCCGACCGGUGCUACCGGGUCACCUGGUUCACCUCCUGGAGCCCCUGCUACGACUGUGCCCGACACGUGGCUGACUUUCUGAGAGGGUACCCCAACCUCACUCUGAGGAUCUUCACGGCGCGACUCUACUUCUGCGAGGACCAGAAGGCUGAGCCCGAGGGGCUGCGGCGCCUGCACCGCGCUGGGGUUCAGCUGGCCAUCAUGACCUUCAAAGAUUAUUUUUACUGCUGGAAUACUUUUGUAGAAAACCAUGAAAGAAGUUUCAAGGCCUGGGAGGGGCUGCACGAAAAUUCGGUCCGCCUGUCUAGACAGCUUCGGCGCAUCCUUUUGCCCCUGUACGAGGUCGAUGACUUACGAGAUGCAUUUCGUACUUUGGGACUUUGACGGCGACCUCCAGGAAUGUCACAUGCCAUGAAGCCUCUCUUCUGAAGAUAGGGGAUAAAAAGGACAAUCCUUUGAUUCUUCUGUUUUUCUUCUUCGACUCUCACUUUCUUCAAGUUUAGAGGGAAAAAAAAUCUUUCUAUAUGACACUGAAAAUAAUAUCUGUCUUGAAAAUGGAGAAGGAUCACAGGCCCACCAGGGGGAUGGAGCAACUGCACAUUUUGAAGGCAACAUCGCCCCCUACUGGGUACAACGGAACUGCAGGAUUCGGGAGUGUCCUGAAGUAGCAUAUGCCUCUGACUUUUAGACGGGAUGGAAGAAGGGGCAUCCUAAAACAACAUCCUGAGAGGAUCAAAUAUUUUAUAAUCAGUAUCCUUUGUUAUUUAAUUCAUUUGCGUUUUCGGUGAUAUUAGUGAUCAAUUUUCAAGGUUUGCUUGCAAGUCACACAAACUCUCCCCCCAGGCCAUAAUCCGCAGAUCCUCCUACUGAGAGGUUCUGGGGGCCCGUAACCCCACCCCAGCUCUCCAAAGCAGGAGCAUCACACGCCGCUGCACGUUCUCACUGUGUGGCGCGUGUUCUUACCUGGGCAGGUAAGGGGACGGCGGGGGAUACGGACUGCACGUGGUCUCCUCAGGUUAUGGUCAUAGAGGAGGUGACGCUGCUAUGAGGACUGGGAAGAAGGUGCUCUGACAGUGAUUGACAGAUGCCGUAGAAAGUCCUCCGGAAGCACGGCCCUCUUAUGGAAUUCCGUCAUUUAGGAACAACGCACGCCACACAUCACAGUGAGCGCGUGGGAGGAAAUUCUGUCCCCUCUAGUGGACUUUUCAUCCUCAGCAACACCAAGCCCAUCAAGGCUUCCCGUCUUUCGCAUGUGGACGAUGCUUCUCUCAAGGACGUGUUAACUAAGUAAGAGGGAGGGGAAAAGAAGCCUUUGGUGGGGAAGGAUGGGCGAGCAUUGCAAGGGGGUCUGCUCUAUCCCAGAAAAUGUGGGGAGACGACCUGGACGCCCUGCUGCCCCUGCACAUGCGUAUUUGUCACUAACGGUUACCCUGGGGGUGGGGAAAUAACCGAACGACCAUCUCCCGGUGCGGCUACUCCCUGCCACCCCUCGCCAGGAAGAGGACAGAUCCCAAGGAAGCCUUGCCUGCACAGCUGUAUUAUUUUAAUCUUGUACAUAGUGUAUGAAAGAGCUGAGUAACCAAAACUGAUUGCCUCAUGUACUCCUUCACUUUAUAUAUUACGCCAAGGGUGUCUAGUGCUAGUUUGACCAUCCUUUCCUCUUCUGACGUAGUGAAGUGGAGAUCCUCAGUCACAUACAUUAAUAACUUGAAAAAGAAAUCAUUUUACUGGAAUCAGUAGGUGGUCUGGUGGUUAAGAUGCUGGACUUUCACAUGGCCGA